Rhopalosiphum maidis (corn leaf aphid) is the source of this 4152-nucleotide messenger RNA. It is a transcript of the gene bma, whose product is annotated as SCY1-like protein 2. Gene Ontology annotation, molecular function: protein kinase activity; ATP binding. The record is from RefSeq and is a predicted model, not a curated record. The transcript has 18 exons. Bases 440 to 2980 code for a protein of 846 amino acids. Lineage: Eukaryota; Metazoa; Arthropoda; Insecta; Hemiptera; Aphididae. Gene Ontology annotation, biological process: protein phosphorylation.
AGUCACCGGUUGAACACCGGAACGGGAACACCGUCGCGCGUCCUCUUCGACUGUGCCCUUUCGACCGGUCUCUAGACCGUUUAACCCCCACAUCCCCUCAUCCCGCCGCUGGUUUACAGGGUCUGUCUAUCAUUGGUUCGCUCUCUUUCCGGCAGUCGCUAGCCCGCUCGUGCUUUCGCCGGUCUCGUCGCAUUCUCGUACUUAACCGUCAACAGCGAGCGUGCUUGCUCUCGUUCGUACCGUUCGUCACGCUCUCUGCUCGGCCCGGCAACAGUGUAUACAAGAUUCGACAACGACGUAUUGGCACUGACCGGCGUUCGUACGUUUCAGUCCGGGUCUCAGGCGAUUUUUCGAGCUCAACCAAAUAUCCGACAAGAUAGGUUGGUCAGACUUCCGGCGAGGCAGCAGUCUGCCAUCGGUGCCGUCGACUGCCGGCACAAUGUUCUCCAAACUCAAAUCAGGCACAUCGUCCGCAAGCCAGGGUGCACAGGUGUUGUCCACCAACAACAUUCUCAACCUGUUCGAGGUCGGUAAAUUCGUGUGCUCAGCUGGCCCAGAGCUCAUAUGGAAGGUAUACGAGGGGUUCCGAAAACCAGAUGGAAAGGAGGUAUCGAUUUUCGUCUUUGAAAAAAAACUGGCGGACAAGCUGCACAAGCCCAGACGGAAGGAGACGGUGACGGAGAUACUGAAGAAGAGCGUGCACUACUUGGAGAUGCUCAGGCAGCCAAAGCUCAUACUCAAGGUGGUGCACUCCGUGGAGGACUGCAACGACACGCUCGCGUUCGCCGCCGAGCCCGUGAUCGCCAGUCUGGCCAAUAUACUCGCGUACCAGGCGUCCGUUGGCGGUCGGGCGGUCAACGGGCCACCGUCCACCGGCGCGUCAAUUAUCACUACCACGGCCAUGCCGCGGCCCGCGCACGCGAGGGAGUACAACUUUUUGGAUUUCGAAAUCAAGUACGGCAUCAGACAGAUUGCUGAAGCCCUUGAUUUCUUAUCACCUCAAGUCCACCACCACAAUGUUUGCCCGAGCAGUAUACUAGUAACAAAAACAGGAACCUGGAAACUUAGCGGUCUGGAAUUCAUUGUUCAGACCGAAGCUAGAGAGCGGAUUACUUGUACUCCAUGGACGUCUAGACUGCCAAAAAUGGCACAACCCGAUUUGGAUUAUAUAGCUCCAGAAGUUCAGUUGUCUUCAUAUUGUAGUUCUCACAGUGAUAUGUACUCGUUGGGAAUGGUUAUAUUCGCGAUAUUUAAUAACGGUCGACCACUGAUACAAGCGAACCAUAGCAGCUCGACGUACAUGAAACAAUUGGAUGUGUUAGAAAAUCAAAUUCACAACGUGUUACCUAAACUUCCGGCACAAUUACAAGAAAUGGCAACCAAAAUGCUGAGCAAAGACGUGGAUGCGAGACCAUUUGUCAAAAAUUUAUUACACACUCCUUAUUUCUGCGAUCGUUUUGUGGAAACUAUUCAAACACUGGAUAUUAUAAAUAUGAAAGAUCUAGUACAGAAGUGUCAGUUCUAUAAGAUAACAUUGAAAGAAUCAUUACCAUUCAUUCCAAAGAAAAUUUGGUAUCAAAGAGUUUGGCCAUUUUUGCAACACGAAAUGUUAAAACCCGAUGUAUCAGCUGCAGUCCUACACCCGGUAAUAUUCUUGAUUCAGGAGUCUAGUCUAGAGGACUACGAAACACUCAUGUUGCCUGCUAUGAGUAAAAUAUUUAAUGGUCCAAAACAUGUUCCUGUGCAAGUGAUAUUAUUGGAAAACUUACACGUGAUAUUAGAAAAAACACCAAGGGAUGAUAUUAGAAAAGAAGUACUCCCCUUACUGUAUACAGCAUUUGACUUUUCUGACAUAGAAGUGCAGAGUGCUGCUGUAUUGGCUGUAACCAACGUUUCUCAAUACAUGGAUGAUACGGCAAUAAGAAGAAUGGUACUUCCCAAACUCAAAAUGGUGUACGAAACAAAUCCAAACGAUUUGAAAAUUGUUUUAAACAUAUUGGCUUGUCUGGAAAUAAUAUUGCAUAGACUUGAAAAACAACAAAUCAUCGAGGAUGUUUUGCCGCUGAUUUGGAUAGUAAACCAGACAGAUCCUGAAGUGAUAGCGAGAAUAGCAGUUAUAUACAGUAUGAUUUUGCGUGACAAGAAAUAUGGUUUAUCUGUAAAUAUGAUAGCCACGAAAAUAAUGCCAACGUUAAUUCCACACACAAUGAAUCCGGGUUUGAAUUUAGAACAAUUUCAAACCCUUAUUGAAGUUUUACAAGACAUGCUGGAACAAAUUGACAGAAACCAAAGGAAUAAACUGAAAUUAGAUACAAUAUCCAUGCAGAGUCCAGACAGACACAGGCCUUUAAGACAUUUAUACAGUUCUGACAAUAUGCAUGCGCAAAACUUCAACAUACCAAAUUUAAAAAUUGAAACACGCAAAACGUCAAGUGCUGAAGAUAUGGUUAGAAAAAAUUCAGCAGGUAGCUGGUGGUUUGGCGGUUCACCUUCCGGUUCCGAUAGCAACUUCUUGCGCGUAGUCAGUUCGUUUCCGAAUCGCCGACUGUCUGACAACAUGUUGAACACGCCGAAAAUUCGUGUGGCACCGUCGUGUGCCUCUUCGCCAGGAAGCACGCCCGUUGGCACCGGACUGCCAAUCCGGAGACACUCGAACGUUGAGCGCCGUGGGUCCACCAUCAACCUGUCACCACCAUCGGGCUAUCAGUACUUCAGACCGAUUAACGGACACGAUGGGUCCACAUUGUCGGUGCCAUCAUCGACGUAUCUUGCACGGAGCAUGAUUGGUGGUAGCAUGCCGAACACGAGCAGCAGCGUACCAUACUUGCUUAGCUCCAGUAUGAACAGCAUCCGGUCCAGGAGGCAAAGUACGUGUUCACAAAAUUCUAGUACUGGCAUUCUGCAGCAACUUGGUUCCGGUGUAGUGAAACAGUUAUCAACUUUGCAAAAUCCGUAUCAACUAUUCAGUGGCAACAAGUGAACAGUCGUACUCCGCUGACCAAUACCACUGUUAUAACUACACACUAAUAUUACCUAUUGCUUGAAUUUUACUGAACGGUCCGACGUCCCGUUAAAGUCUAUAUUUUAUGUACAUCUAUUUUGUCAAAUACGAAACUAUAAAAGCAAAUAUUUUACAUCUACCAACAACACAAUAUUAUGAGCAAUAAAGCCAGAAAUCGUCAACAAUUAUUAUAACUACUUUAUCAAUGUCGUAAUUUUUAAGUUUCAUUAUUUUAUACAUAAUUUAUUCUUGUUCAUUAAGUGUGACUUGUUUGUUCUUAUUUUUUUCGGUUUCUUCGACGAACCGUAUACAGGUUUGUUAUAUUAUAUUGUAUAUAUUAUACAGUGUGUUCAAGCUAAGGGUUACUACCUUAGAUAUUAUAGCUGGAUGUCAUGGUACACAUUUAGAUAAAGACAAUUUCAAAUUUUUAAACAUCUUGGUACACGCAUUCGCAAUACAUUUUACCUAUUUAUUUAACUUGACCUAUUUAUUUUUAAUUAUAUCUAAUAUAACCUUCAGUCAAUUUUUAAUGUAGAGCAAUGCCUAGUUGUUAUAAAAAAAAAACAAGACUGCCUAAAUAUGGUUUCAAAACUAGAAGGUUUUAUUUAUAAAAAUAAAUUUUAUUGCGCAUGUGCGUUUUAGAAGAGUUAAAAAUUUGAAAUAUUUCUAUGAGUAUCUAUUAGUUUUUGUACUUUUUUAGCAAAGUACCAAUUAAAUUCAACGUUAUUAUAGAAAUAUCCCAUUUAUAUCUGAAAAAGGUAUUACGCUGGUUACCGUUUUGACAAAACUAUAAGAGAAAAAUAUUGUUUUCAUCCUCGUAUUAAAUACUGUUCAUAGUUUACUUUAGUUUCUUGUUAUAUUUAGAAAUAUUUAUCAUAUUUAUUGUUAAUAAUUACUAUAAAUUAUUAGCAUUUAAUAUUUACAUACUUCAGGAAUUUACAAAUUCCUAAUGGGUCACCCUCUCCCUCAAAUGACUUGGAUCACACUGUAUAGUAAGUACAAAUAGUACCAUUAUGUGUAAAGAUUUAUGCUAAUUUGAAUAAUUCUUAUGUCAAGUACCUAUAAUAUUAUAAUCAAUACAUAAUUACAAUAUUUAAAUAUUUGAUAUUAUAUAAUUGUGUAUAUUAUAUUUUAAGAAAGAUAAAAAUAUG